AUGGGACGAAAUGAAGAUGGUCUCGGUUGUGAUGAAGUGUUUGAUCAAUGUGAACGUUCAAUUAUGGACAUUUUCACAGAAGUGUAUGAAAUGACAUUUAACGAAGUUAACAUGCUUCUUGUUGUGCCACCAACAGCUCCAACAAGACAUCAACUGAUUUCUGGUAUUGGCAUACCUUUGCAAUUGAAGGACGAAGCGAUAACUUUUGGAAUGGUCAUGAAAGCUCAAUAUUAUUUACCUGAAACAGCGAAUCAAUUGAAGUUCGGUUUCUUUCCUGAUAUAUUCGAAAAUGUCACGAACGAUGCCAACCUUGAUAACGUUUGGCAUCCUUUUCCUGAUGGUAGAAAACGUCGUGAAACAAAGACAGAUCCCAUUAGUGGUCAGAAAUAUGAAAGUUAUGAAGGAAAAGUUGAAGUUAAAGGAGAUGAAACCAUUCAGAACGAUGAAGUGGACGAUGAUGAUGAAUUUGAUGAUCAGUUUGAGGAAGACAUUCUGGAACGUCAACGAAUGGACGAACAAUUCAAACAUUUCAAUAUGGAACCUGAACCGAGUACGAAGACUGAUGAAGUUGAUUUUUCUUCAUCACGUUGGGCUGUUUAUGAUGCUUUAAGCUUCAUGUUAGAAAGCAAAGGUUUUAAUGGUCGAGUUUGCGUUUUGAGGGCGAUUUGUGAAUCAGCUGAGGUUGAAUUCAGUGAACACCUUAUGGGUGAACUUUUCCACGUUUUCUUCACCUGUUCCAAUAUUUAUUCUAAAGGCCUUCAAUCUAUUAACAGCCCAUCAACAACAGCUGAAGCUGUCAGUAAACUGAGCGAUUACGAUUACAUUGAAGCAGAAAAAAUUGGACGAACAGCAACGAGUUCUGGUUGUGAUAAAGUUUUUCAUCAAUGUGAACGCUCAAUUAUGGAAAUUUUCACAGAAGUUUUUGAGAGCAAAAUGUUUUAA
Molecule: messenger RNA, 942 nt
Organism: Clunio marinus
Lineage: Eukaryota; Metazoa; Arthropoda; Insecta; Diptera; Chironomidae
Source: the annotation of a GenBank genome assembly